This is a messenger RNA of Sugiyamaella lignohabitans, 783 nucleotides long. RefSeq names its product proteasome core particle subunit alpha 4 (gene PRE6). NCBI's taxonomy places the organism in Eukaryota, Fungi, Ascomycota, Dipodascomycetes, Dipodascales, Trichomonascaceae. The transcript is spliced from 2 exons. The coding region runs from base 1 to 783 and encodes 260 amino acids. The record is from RefSeq and is a predicted model, not a curated record. Gene Ontology annotation, cellular component: proteasome core complex, alpha-subunit complex; proteasome core complex; nucleus.
AUGAGCGGAUACGACCGAGCUUUAUCAGUUUUCAGGCAGCACCCCCCACCCGUAAAUGCUAACCCGUCAAUAGAAGUAGAGUACGCCCUUGAGGCCGUGAAACGAGGAACCUGUGCCGUGGGUGUCAAGGGCCGAGACGUGGUUGUUUUGGGAUGUGAGAAGCGCAGUGCUUUGAAGUUACAGGAUACUCGGACUACCCCGUCCAAGAUUUGUAAGAUUGAUAAGCAUCUGACUCUGGCGUUUGCCGGGUUGAAUGCCGAUGCCCGAGUGCUGAUUGAUAAGGCGCGUGUCGAGGCCCAAUCGCAUAAACUCACUUUAGAGGACCCGGCCAGUGUGGAGUAUAUCACCAAAUACAUUGCCGGAGUGCAGCAACGGUAUACUCAGAGCGGAGGUGUCAGACCGUUUGGUGUUUCGACUCUGGUGAUUGGAUUUGAUCCUAAUGACAAGGUUCCUAAACUUUACCAAACCGAGCCAUCAGGAAUCUAUUCGGCCUGGAAAGCCAAUGCUAUUGGCCGCAGCUCGAAAACCGUUCGUGACCUGCUGGAGAAAUCGUAUGAAGAAGACAUGGAUAGAGAAGCUUCAGUUAAGCUUGUGAUUAAAAGUUUACUAGAAGUAGUUCAAACCGGAGCCCGUAACAUCGAAAUCGCCAUCAUGUCGCCCGGCUCGGAACUCGAGCUGCUCGAUUCAGAGACCCUCGCUACAUACGUGGCCGACAUCGAGGCCGAAAAGGCCGCUGAGGCCGCUAAAAAGAAGCCUCGUUCUUCGGACCAGCAGCAAGCCUAG